Brassica napus (rape) is the source of this 1268-nucleotide messenger RNA. RefSeq names its product CTD small phosphatase-like protein. The transcript has a single exon. NCBI's taxonomy places the organism in Eukaryota, Viridiplantae, Streptophyta, Magnoliopsida, Brassicales, Brassicaceae. The coding region runs from base 194 to 1039 and encodes 281 amino acids. The record is from RefSeq and is a predicted model, not a curated record. Gene Ontology annotation, molecular function: phosphoprotein phosphatase activity.
AUCACAACCCUAACAAACUAAACAAAUACCAAAUCAAGUACCUUUCAGUUCCAAAGCCAAUGUCAUGGAAGUUAGAACUUAGAACCCUUAGAGCUUUAUAUACAUCACCAUUUCUCCAAUUUUCCAUCUGAGCCAGCUGCUGGAAUAAAAACUCUGUAUUCUUCUCACUGUUUUCAACUUUGAUUUCUUGAUAAUGGCGUGCCAUGGAUUUCUAGGGACACCGACCCUGAGAUCAUCACAUGGACGUCAUAAUCAUGGAAGGAGAAACCGGCACCAACGUCAUCAGUCCACAUGUUCGGCUGCAGCUGUUGCAGCAGCUGGCUCCAUCUUCACGUCCCUCAACAAGUCUAUCUUCACAUUCCACAGCCGCCUCUUGCGUUGCGUCUCCAGGCUUUUCCGUCUCACUAGCGCAACUCCUAGCCGUAAACAAGGCUACAAAAAACUCGAGAAACUCAAGCACCAUCAUCAUCAUCAUCAGCCUCCAUUGAGAAAACAUAAUGACAAGAAAAGAACCAUCGUUCUUGAUCUCGAUGAAACAUUGGUGCACUCAUCUAUGGAGCCACCAGUCCGAGCCAACGUAGAUUUCAUGGUGAGGCUAAAGAUCCAAGGAAUGGUUAUACCGAUGUUUGUAGUAAAACGACCAGGAGUCACCGAGUUUCUUGACAGGAUUGGUAAGAACUACCGGGUGGCGGUUUUCACAGCCGGUCUGCCUGAAUAUGCUUCGCAAGUUUUGGAUAAACUAGACAAGAACCGUGUGAUCACACAGAGGCUAUACAGAGAUUCAUGCACAGACAUGAACGGGAGAUACGCCAAAGACUUGUCUCUGGUUGCUAAGACAGACCUGGGGAGUGUUUUGCUAGUUGAUGAUAACCCUUUCUCCUACUCGUUGCAGCCUGAUAAUGGAGUUCAUAUUAAGCCUUUUGUGGAUGACAUGGAAGAUCAAGAACUGAUGAAACUUGCAGAGUUCUUUGAUGGAUGUUGUCAGUAUGAAGAUGUAAGGGAUGCAGCAUCAGAACUUCUAUAUAACAAAGUGACUUGAUGAUCCACAUUUAUAUAUUUUCUUUUUUUAUGCAGACUCUGUUUUCAAUUUUGUUUUUGGGUUUUUUUUCUUUCUUUUUGUUGUUGAUUUUCUUUGGCUAUCGGUAUUUUUGCGUUGACAAAGGAUGAUUUCUUCCUUUUUCAACGUUGUUACCUAUAUAAUGUGUUACUGAGAAAAUGUAUUAUAUAACCAAGAAAAAUCGGUAAUGAAAAAAAGAAGUUUUGGACUA